AUGCUUCAAUCAUCAGCCUAUUCAAGCUGGUUCGAGACCAAUCUGCGCUGUACGAGAUCCACCUUCUUCCGUAUAGCUAGCUUUCUACAAGAGCAUGGGGUCGCUUUUGCACAAGCUAAGGUCAAGAAACAUUCCUACGAAAAGAAGGUGGCAGCGGCGCUGUAUUUCCUGGGCUCAGCGGGUGGAUAUCGCGAGGUGGGAGCUGCAAUGGGCAUGGCUAGAAGCUCUGGCGUAGCAGACAUCGCCACUGAUACUUGA
Molecule: messenger RNA, 258 nt
Organism: Phytophthora sojae
Lineage: Eukaryota; Oomycota; Peronosporomycetes; Peronosporales; Peronosporaceae
Exons: 1
Coding region: 1-258 (85 amino acids)
Source: RefSeq, a predicted model, not a curated record